Fusarium venenatum is the source of this 369-nucleotide messenger RNA. RefSeq lists its product as uncharacterized. The record is from RefSeq and is a predicted model, not a curated record. Lineage: Eukaryota; Fungi; Ascomycota; Sordariomycetes; Hypocreales; Nectriaceae.
AUGGGCAUUUUCGGACUUGCUACUACCGGCUUUGUCGGCGCCUUGCACAGCUACAUCAUGCUGUUAGAAACUGUCUUUUGGACGUCUCCCCGCGGAAGAAAGACCUUCAAGCUCACUGCCGAGUUCGCCGAGCAGACAAAGACCAUGGCUGCUAACCAGGGCCUGUAUAACGGCUUUCUGUCUGCCGGUCUAAUUUGGUCGCUUGUUCACCCGAACCCUGUGUUUGCAAAGCAGCUGCAGAUCUUCUUCAACGGCUGUGUUGUAGCUGCAGGCGUGUUCGGCAGCGUCACUACGGCCAACACAAAAAUUCUCUUCGUUCAGGCCGCCCCUGCUGCUCUUGCUCUUGGACUUAUUCUUUUGGGUAUUUAG